Messenger RNA from Fusarium musae, 372 nucleotides. RefSeq names its product transcription elongation factor spt4 (gene SPT4). Gene Ontology annotation, molecular function: RNA polymerase II complex binding; zinc ion binding. Gene Ontology annotation, cellular component: DSIF complex; nucleus. The transcript has 3 exons. The coding region runs from base 1 to 372 and encodes 123 amino acids. Gene Ontology annotation, biological process: regulation of transcription elongation by RNA polymerase II; mRNA processing; chromatin organization. Lineage: Eukaryota; Fungi; Ascomycota; Sordariomycetes; Hypocreales; Nectriaceae. The record is from RefSeq and is a predicted model, not a curated record.
AUGUCGUCUUCCAACUACGUCUCUACCGGCCAAGCGCGCUACCUACGAGCAUGCAUGGUCUGCUCUGUUGUCAUGACCUACGCACGCUUCCGCGACGAAGGCUGCCCGAACUGCGAAGAGUUUCUGCAUCUCCAGCACUCUCAAGACCAGAUUGAGAGCUGCACCUCCCAAGUCUUCGAAGGAGUUAUCACCCUCGCGAACCCGGCCAAAUCAUGGAUCGCAAAGUACCAGCGCCUUGACAACUAUGUCCCUGGCAUGUACGCCAUCAAAGUGUCAGGUCAACUCCCCGACGAAAUUCGAUCGACGUUGGAAGACGAGUAUAGAAUACAGUACAUUCCACGUGACGGCACAGAGGCGGAGAACGAUGCUUAG